AUGGCCUCACAGAAGAUCAGAAGCUUCUCUUUGGGACACAGAGACUCUGAGGAGGAGGAGAGCCGCUCAGUGACCAUGUUUGAGGUGUUUCACGGGGACAUGAGAGAGAGGAUUGUGCUACAGCGGCUGAUAGUGAUUGCUCGGCUCCCCUGCGAUCUUGCUGACAGGACAGAACUUGGAGCUCAUUAUGAAAAACUCAACUUCCAGCUCAGCAAACAGUACAUGUUGGAUAACAUGACGGGCCUGCUGUUGAUUUAUCCAUCCUGUCUGCUGCAUGUCAUUGAAUCAUCCAGGGACGUCCUGGUUUCUGUUUUGAAAGACCUCACAGACCUGCAACAACAUCCAGACGGUGCCUUCCUGGAAGCUUCCAAGGUUGUGUUCAUGGCACAUAAUCCUCAAAGCAGGCUGUUCCAACAGUGGAGCUACAAGGUGCUCGAUGCAGAUCACGUGGCCGUUAACUCUAACAGACUCGAGGAAGAGGAGGAGAGCACAGAGACUCUGGUAUGCAGCGUCCUGUCAGCGCUGCAGAAACUGGGUGAACACCUUGAAAUAUCUAAGAAGGCUGCUCCUGGGUCAGUGCUGGAUGAGACUCCGGAGCUGAUCGUCUCUCAGACGGUUCUCAACAAGCUUUUGACUCAAGACGAGCUCCUGACUCCACAACAACACCUGCAGAUGUACAACUCACCGUUAAACAUCACUAUUAAUGCUGGACAAGUCAUACGAAGCAGCUGCCUCACUACAGUUUAACGUUUUGGACAAAAGGUCAAAGAAUGUGUUCGGCCUUCACUAAAGCACCUCGGCUGUGACUGAAGAAUAAAACCACUGCAACAGAUUCAUACCAACAUUUAAAAUACUGAAGAACUUUUCUAGGUUUCUUUUUUGUUGUUGUUCAGAAUGCUUCUUUCUCUUCCAAAUGUUUUUUUUUAAUGUAAAACCUGUUUGAGUUAAAUAACAUUGCACACCACAUUUACGACAAAAGCACACAAAAUCCAAGUAAUAUAAAAAACAUUUUUAAUAGUUUCAACAUUCGGAUGAGGUUAAUUUUUUAUUUCUAUCUUACGUUACACUGUGUUCCACUUGGUGACCGGGAGAUAGCGUGUCCAAGAAAAAGGCAUUUUCCUCUUUACUCCAAACUUUUAAAGAGUCCACAGCGUCACUUCAGUUUGACACAAAGAAAUCGUAAAAGAUUCCUCGAUCACUUGUGUGUUCCCUUUUUUAUUUUGGCCCCCAUUACUUUAAGCAACAAAAAAAAAAGGAUGAUUGGAUCGCAAUGGCUGCAUGCACCACAGUGUAAUCUACAAACUGUACGAGUAAAAACAAACUUGUUCAGCAUGAUUUCUUUUUUUUUUUUGCUUGUAGUAAGAUUUCAGUGUAAAGUCACGUGAACUUUUCAAGAGAUUCUAGUCCUUUAAAGCAGUCUUCUCUCCAAUCAUGUUGGCUGAUUGAUUUCCUGACAGCGGCCUCUGUUCUGAGCCAGAUGUGCUUUUUAUAUUUGCUAUAGAUAAAAAGGGGUUUAAUGUAACACAAAAGAAACAAACAUGAUUGUUUCAAACAAACUGUUGAUGGAGAGUUUGACUUAAAAAAAGGUUUGAGGUUGCCACUGAAUUAUUCUUCUUUUAUAAAGGUCAAUCUAUUCACUUAUAAAAAAUAAAUACAAGCACAUUUAAAUAGGACCAAAGAUGAGACGUAUUUCAUAGGCAUGGUUAAAAAGCAUGCUGCUGAGUUUCACACAGGACAAUGUCGAAUCAAACGCCCCAAACCUCCCUCCCCAAAAUUGGUCAUAACACACUUUUAUUUAUCAAAUACGCCACCACGCUCUUUUACUUGUAACUAUGUCCACAACACACACAGUCCGCCUUCAUCAAGACCUACGAGGUGAACUUCAUCUAUCACCGAUACAUUCCACCUAUUCGAGUAAAAAAAAGGCCUUCGUAUUUCAGUGCUCAAAGGGCAUGCUGGCAAAAGCUGUAAUACUGGAAACUGUCUCUCCCCCGACUGUCUCUGCGCGACAGGCUUAUUGUUAAUAAAGUUGUUUUUGAUGACUACUGUAUGUACAAGCCUUGAUCUGAAACCCUUAAGUACAAAAACGAAGAGCAGCACGUUGUUACACAGAAAUCUGGACAAAGACGGGACGGACCGUUCACCUCAGCACAGAAAAAAACUUUUUUUGUGGUCAGCAUUAAGUUUUUCUUUAAAUAUUUAAAUAAUAAUAAUAAAUACCGGUGAUGGCAUUUCAUGCCGUCGUGAUUUGAACUCAGCUGGAGGAUCUGAUUGAAUAAUUGGUAAGAAUUAUAUUAGAGCUGGGAUUUUUGUAGAUUAUUAUUUCAUUUACAGAAAAAUUUGAAGAAACUUUUAAUAAUUUUGAUAGUUGCUUAAUCAUUAAUGUAAUUUUUUAAAGAUAUUUCCUUGGUCUAGUGACCUAACAAUUAAGGAAAUAAUCAGCAUAUUAAUUUAUAAUGAAAAUAAU
Anoplopoma fimbria (sablefish) is the source of this 2467-nucleotide messenger RNA. Its product is annotated as testis-expressed protein 47. The record is from RefSeq and is a predicted model, not a curated record. The transcript has 9 exons. NCBI's taxonomy places the organism in Eukaryota, Metazoa, Chordata, Actinopteri, Perciformes, Anoplopomatidae. The coding region runs from base 1 to 747 and encodes 248 amino acids.